Messenger RNA from Arachis stenosperma, 1328 nucleotides. RefSeq lists its product as uncharacterized. The record is from RefSeq and is a predicted model, not a curated record. Lineage: Eukaryota; Viridiplantae; Streptophyta; Magnoliopsida; Fabales; Fabaceae. The transcript has 6 exons. Bases 337 to 912 code for a protein of 191 amino acids.
UUUUCUGCAUAAUUAUUUAUAUUUUCAGGAAAGAAAGACUAAGAUGUUAAUAUUGCUCAACAGAUAAUUCCUGAAAUAACCAAUGGAGGAGUGGAUCGUUCUGUUGAAUGUACUGACAGCAUGUAGGCUAUGAUCUCAACAUUUCUAGUUCUGUUCUAAUCCACCACUUUCAUUUUCUGGAUUCCAUUCGCAAGUUGGCACCCACCUAAGCCUGGCUUGAAGCAUAUUUCUCAGGUUUUUAAAGAAAACUACAACAAGUCUUGGCUGAAUUUUGAUGAGGCAGAUGAUGAUACUCAAAAAAUAUGAAAUGCUUUGACAUUUUUGAAACGGAAGAGGAUGAUAUCUAUCAAACUUGGAGGUUUAGGGCUGCCAAGCGUUUUUGAGGUGAGAAAUACAACUACCAAGAAAUUGACUCGAGGUACCUCCCUUCACACUGCAGGAAGCACCACCUUUCCAGAAGCGAGGUUACGCUUGAAUCAUUCACUUGGAAGAUCAUCACGUAUGGAUAAGUUUUUUGAGCACACUCAUACUCGCAAAGAGGAUAGGAUUCAAUGGGUUGAUGUUGAUGAACACUCUCGUAAGACAAAGGAUAUAUUUCAAGAGCGUAUGUUUCAGGCUGAGAAAGAGUGGCAGGCUGCUAUAGAGGCUGGUGUAAUUGAUCCACCAACUGUCUCUGAAGAAAGCAUAUGGAUUGAGACAGUGGGUGAAAAACGAAAAGGUAGGGUAUAUGGCAUGGGUGAGGUAAGAGACUCUUCCAUGGUGCGACCUCGAGUUGAUGGGCCAACCACAACCACCAGCACUGAUGUUUUGGAUCCUAGAGAACGAAUCACAAUAAUCAAUAGGAAAGUUAAACAGCAUGCCGCUAAAUAUGGAGAGCUUGAAGACCGCUACCAAAGGGAGAAAAGUGAGUAGCAACAGACUGUUGAAUCCUUGCGUGAGGAUCUCAACACCUGUAACUCAUAGAUGGAUCAGUUUAGUCAUCAAUUGAGCAGCUUGACUGAGUAUGUGAGAGUUAUGGGUCCUAAUAGUUCUGGAUCACGUGUUCCCCCACUUCCUCCUUUUACUUUUUCAAGCUCUCAGAAAAGCACAGCUCCAGCCCCAGCCAUAGGCCCAGGUAGAAAACUCCUACCUAUUCUGCAGCGACUAGGACAACCACAAAGUUCUUAAAGGGAGGAUGAUUCUGACGAUCUUGAUGACUCGGAUGAUUAUUUAGACGAGUAUGAGUAGGUUAUUUAAUUAUUUUACUUUGAAUAUUUUGUAUUAUUAGUGGAUUGCAAUUUAAUCGAAUAUAAUUCUAAGUUUAGUUAUUUAUCUUAUCUUGAGUCUUU